Pungitius pungitius (ninespine stickleback) is the source of this 4768-nucleotide messenger RNA. RefSeq names its product potassium voltage-gated channel, subfamily G, member 4a (gene kcng4a). Gene Ontology annotation, biological process: potassium ion transmembrane transport; protein homooligomerization. Gene Ontology annotation, cellular component: voltage-gated potassium channel complex; membrane. Bases 869 to 2497 code for a protein of 542 amino acids. Gene Ontology annotation, molecular function: delayed rectifier potassium channel activity; protein binding. The record is from RefSeq and is a predicted model, not a curated record. The transcript is spliced from 4 exons. NCBI's taxonomy places the organism in Eukaryota, Metazoa, Chordata, Actinopteri, Perciformes, Gasterosteidae.
GCUGUAACGGGACACUUCUCAGGGCACCGAGGCUUCACCCGCCGCAUCCAUCUCUGGCACGUCCAGACUCUCCACAGGAAGCUCCCCCCCGGCGCGGGCGAUGCGGACGCCGCAGAGGCAUUCCCGUGUCAGCGCUCCGGAACGGUCGGUGGCACCCUGAGUGCGGGUCGAGUGAUCGGAGGGACUGCGGAGCCCCGAGGGGGGAGUUCACGCCGAGCCGGAGCGGCCGUCCGGAGACGAGUGCCGGUCUUUGUGACGUGCCUGCAAGAUGCCACCUCGGCUCUAGGCCCUCCCUAAUCCUGCCUGGGCGACCCAGAGGAUCCUCCUCAGUCCCAGGACACCUCAUGACUCAUCCAGUUCAUCCUCUGCAGCUACAAGACACUGAACAAUUCAACCCACUCUCUCUGUUGGGGUUUUCCUUUUCCUGCUUCAGACUCAGAUCGCCAUCUCAUCUGAUUCGGAAUCCUGAUGCACCAAUUGAAUCUAUCGUGAUGGAGCCGCCGAGACUCAACCACAUGAAGAAAUGUCAAUGGGAAUUCUGAAACUGCUCAUUUCUCUUCUCCCUGGGGUUUCCCUCUGUUAGUUGGCAGUCCAAACCUUAGCGUGUCUAUCAUUAAGAAAUAACUCCUUGUUAUGAGGGGCGCUCGGGCCCAAAGGACUGAAAGGUGCAGCCAUUUUUAUGCUCAGAUUGUUUGCAUUAGACCUGGGCUGUGGCAGGAAAGUUUUUCAAGUUUACAAGAUUUAACAUAAGUUUCAGGAGGCUGAGAUAGAGUCUCAAAAACAAAAUUGACACACUCUAGGUUCUUUCUGCCUCCAUUACUUGAUCUGCGCUGCCCAGUGCGGAGCGGCAAGCUUCCCAGAUGCCGCCAUGCCCAUCAUCAGCAACGCCAACCAUGACUUCAGCAAUCUGUCCGUCAGCGAUGACAGCAGCCUCGACCACAUCUUCACAGAAAUACCUGAGACUGCCACCAUCAAGGGCGUGUACUACCAGAGGGCUCAGCUCAUCCGUCGACCAGAGGACCUGGUGUCCAUUGACCACGCCCUACUGGCGGUGAUCAAUGUUGGGGGAAACCGCUACACCUUCCCCUGGAGCACUCUGGAGCAGUUCCCUCUGACAAGACUUGGUCGACUGUGCGGCUGCCGAUCGGCUGAGGACAUCGCGCGGGUCUGCGACGACUAUGACGAGGCGCAAAAGGAGUUCUUCUUCGACCGCUCGCCAUCCGCCUUCAGGGUCAUACUUAACUUCCUGGCCGCGGGGAAGCUGCGCCUGCUGAGGGAGAUGUGCGUCCUCUCCCUGCACGACGAGCUGACCUACUGGGGGGUGGAGAUAACGUACAUGGAGCGCUGCUGCAAGAGGAAGAUGUACACCCGCAUCGAGGAGGUGAACGAGCUGGAGAGGCGGGAGGAGGAGUGCAGGCAGAGAAACGCCAUGCAGCGCGUGCCAGUGGAGGAGACGAGGUACAGGAAGGUGAUGAACUGGCUGAGAGACAUGGUGGAGAAUCCGCAGUCGGGCUUACCGGGGAAGAUCUUUGCCUGCCUGUCUGUGAUCAUGGUUGCGGUGACUGUCAUCAGCUUGUGCAUCAGCACCAUGCCAGACCUCAGAGAAGAAGAGGACAGGGGUGAGUGUUCAUCUAAGUGCUACAACAUGUUCAUCAUAGAGACAGUGUGCGUGGCCUGGUUCUCCCUGGAGUUCCUCCUGCGGUUUAUUCAGGCCCCCAGCAAGCUGGAAUUCCUCCGCGGGCCGCUCAACAUCAUCGACGCCAUGGCCAUCCUUCCCUACUACGUCUCCCUGGUGGUGUCAGAGGACGACCCGUCCCUGGAGCACGAGAAGCCAGGAGGAGGUAAGGGCUACUUGGACAAGCUGGGCCUGGUGUUGCGGAUCCUGCGGGCGCUGAGGAUCCUCUACGUGAUGCGGCUGGCUCGCCACUCUCUCGGCCUGCAGACCCUUGGGCUGACGGUAAGGCGCAGCACCAGGGAGUUUGGCCUCCUCCUGCUUUUCCUCUGCGUGGCCGUCACGCUCUUCUCCCCGCUGGUCCACCUGGCUGAGAGCGAGCUCACGGGCACCCACGACUUCAGCAGCAUCCCAGCCUCCUACUGGUGGGCAAUUAUCUCCAUGACAACCGUGGGCUACGGCGACAUGGUGCCCAGGUCCAUUCCAGGACAGGUUGUAGCGCUGAGCAGUAUCCUCAGCGGGAUCCUCAUCAUGGCCUUCCCUGCUACCUCCAUCUUCCACAUGUUCUCCCGGUCCUACCAAGAGCUCAAGAUGGAGCAUGACAGGUUGUUCAAAGAGGAGUGCGCGGCGGCUGCUGCUGCCGCUGCCUCUGGGGAGCUGCAGGAGGCGGGAGGCGUAGAAGGGGGGGAGAACUCGGCUCCGCCUGGGCUGGGAUUACGUCUAGACGAGGAUAGUGUGCACUCACUGGAGUCUCUUUCUCUGUUAGGGAAAGGUGGCAAAGCGGCAGGAAAUAACAACCACAACCUGCCACCUGCAGCCUUCUGAACAGAACUGACUGACCUAACAAGAAGAUAUGAGUCCAUUCUGUGUUGCAUACAAUAAGUACUGCUAAGACUAUUGCUUCAAAGGCCUCACCUCCCAUAAGGUUGUGAAGGCAUGGAUUUAAGGGAGAUUGAACAGACAGCAUUUCUUUUGCUCUGCAUAGAAUAAGUGUGCACACUGUAAACUGCACAGAAACGGAAAGACUUUAAACCCUUUAACUUGGACAGUUCAGUGUGUCUGACCAGAAAGCCUCUGCAGCAUUAUUAGUAAUUAGCUGCUUCCAUGAACAUGCAAUAUUCAAUCCAAAGUUGCUUUUCCUUCCACUGUGAAAAUACUUAUAAGCCCGACUGCAACUUUUUAAGUUUUAUUUUAUUUUUCAAUAUAUUGCCUACAGAAUGAGUUGAAAAUGUGUCUCAUACUUAAUCAUUUUCUUUCAUGAAUUCAAAGAAGUGCUCCUCUUAGAAGCUUGAAGCCAUGUUCUGAGAAUAAAUACACAGAAACUGAUGGCCAUAUAAAUAAACCAUCUAUAUCUUUCUGGUUUAUGUUUGAAUGCCCGGACACACAGACUCUCUAUCGCAAACUCAAGGUAAGCGGUGUGAAGAUACUUUUUGGUGCAGGUUGUUUUUAACCGAGUGCGACGGAGAAGCGAGAGGAUGGAGGGAGAGAAAGCGUGUUUGUGUUGGGGAGAGAGACGGUGUGCGAGCGCGAGAGGAUGAGCAGUAACCACCAUGACGUGUACUUUGCAACGCUCCAAAUAAAAGCUCUCCUAGUAAUCUGAGAGAAAUUCAUUUUCUGGGGCUGCAGUUUUUUGGGAUUGUUCUGCGUAUGAGUCUAAUUCCUUGGCACGUCAGGAUGCUCAAUCAGAGUUGAAUUUAACUGAGAGAAAAGACUGAAACAGCUGUGCGAGCCAAAUGCAAAGAUAACAGAUGACAAUUCCCUCUUACAUCACCUCCUUGUUUCCAUCCUCCUUGUUAAACCACUCGGGCAGGGGGCCAUGUCUCUCCACACAUCUACGAAUGAAGGCUCAGCCUAACGUUACAUCUUCACGCCCGGGAUAAAAAAUAAAUAAAAGAAAACUCAUCCAUUCUAUCCUGGGGUGAACUCCAAAGAAGGGUGGUGUCAUGCUCCCUUUUCUGAGAAGAGUGGUCAGCAGCCUGGGGUCCAAGAAGGAUGUGGAGGCAUGCAGGGGACAUGCCAGAUGUGGAUUUAAUCUAGAUUAAAGUUGGGAUUAAAGGCCCGUAAACAAAUGAGUUGCCGCCUGAAACUUAACUCUAUCCAGUUGCUUUGAAUUUGAGUUUGAGUUUCUUUUUCUCUCCCCAGGAUGCCAGGGAUUCCAGUGCAGUCAGGUUUGACAUUCUGGUGUAUUUCUCUCCCAAACGGCAUCACAUUUCAUAGCUUGAGUGAGAUUUAUAGGUGAAGUGGAAUUUGCAAUCGGCGAUAACUUUGCAUGAUGAGUCAUGAUGUAUCACAGAGACUCAGGCUAUUAUCCAUCUGUACACUUCAUGGCUUAAAAGACAUCAAUAUCACGAUUAACAAUACAUAUUUCGCAGAACCGAUUAAAACCUGCAUGGAUCGCAACUCUGAAAACCAUGGGCUUGCAUCCUAAUGAGAGCAAUAAAGAUACACGACUGGUAAUAAAUGGGUUUUUAGCUGCUCGGAUGGUUGGAUCAGGUUUAUUGAUGAAACUCCACACAAGUAAAGGGCCAGUUGCGCAAGUCAUCGCUCAUGCUGAUGUAAAACAAAGUGAACUCUACACCAAAACGCCAUUUUCUUUUAACUCACUGAAGUGGCACAAGGAAUUACAAUUACAUGAGAAAUAACCUCCCUCAGGGAUAUUUUUUGUUUUCCAAAAUGCAAGAGGCACAGCAGGAGGAAGCAGCUUGCCUUUGUGUUAAACGCUCACAAAUAUCCCCGCUAGUAUCAUUAUGCCUCAAAUUGUCAUAUGAGCACCUGCACCCAUACAUCCAUUGAUUCUGGUUUUGAAUUGGAAUUGAUGAAAGUAAUAGUCUAUCUCAAUCUAGAUAUCUCAAGUAUGAACCAUCUUUACAGACAAAGAAUAGAUGACAUUUCUAUCCCGUUUGACAGUUACAUUUAACAAUCACCUCAUCAUGUGUGAAACUACAGACUUCCAUCAUCAGGCUUCUGCUCACAAAAUCAUUGCUCUGCGUUUACCAUCAUAGGACCCGAUUCAAAAGGUGUGAACGGCAUCACAAAUCCUCAAUUCAACACUUGCAAAAGACAAUUGAUUCAUAGCAAAGGAAGUCAUGAAGACAU